GUCAGCGGCGGAUGUUCAGCGCAAUUAGACGUGCAAAUCGAAAAGUGAAAGCAACUUCAAAGCGAUUAAGCAAUCAAAGACUUGCUAUACAAAUUGCUAAAUUCCACAAUUUUUUUAUUACUAAAUAAAAUGAGUUCGUUUUCAAAGAAAUAAAAUAAUUUCGAAUAUGUUCAGCAAAUAUUCGUGCUUAACGCCAAAACGCGCUCUUGUUGUGUGAAAGCACUAAAGUACGCCUACGGUGUUACAUAAGUUUGUCUGUGAAAAAAUUGAAGUGUUUUCCAGAAGCUACAAGCUAUAAAGCAAUAAUGAAAAUAUAAUAGUAAUUGUUGUGAAUGCGAGUUUGAAAUUGGCAAAUAGAACUUUCGCAUAUAAAAAUUGCUCAAUUUUACAUAAAAUAUACGCUUCGUUAUGGAAUAUCAAAUAUUUCUCUUGGUAAUAUUUUCAAUAUGUUUAGAGAAAUUCACAACGGGCGAAUACCAGCAAAGUUUAGCGAUAACAGAUAUUUUGCCCGAGGACAUAAAACGAUAUGAUAAAAUGCGUCCACCCAAAAAGGAUGGACAACCAACAAUUGUUUAUUUUCACGUCACCGUAAUGGGUCUCGAUUCGAUCGACGAGAACUCUAUGACUUAUGUCGCGGAUGUGUUUUUUGCACAAACCUGGAAGGAUCAUCGCUUGCGACUGCCCGAGAACAUGACACAAGAGUACAGAUUACUAGAAGUCGAUUGGCUAAAGAAUAUGUGGCGACCGGAUUCUUUCUUCAAGAAUGCCAAAUCGGUGACUUUUCAAACCAUGACCAUUCCUAAUCACUACAUGUGGUUGUACAAGGAUAAGACCAUACUUUAUAUGGUGAAGCUAACACUGAAAUUGUCAUGCAUCAUGAAUUUCGCCAUUUAUCCACAUGAUACACAGGAAUGCAAACUGCAGAUGGAAAGUUUGUCACACACAACAGACGACAUGAUCUUUCAAUGGGAUCCCACGACGCCUUUAGUAGUAGAUGAAAAUAUUGAAUUGCCGCAAGUGGCGCUGAUACGAAAUGAAACGGCAGAUUGCACUCAAGUGUAUUCGACGGGCAAUUUCACUUGUCUCGAGGUCGUUUUUACGCUGAAACGUCGCCUCGUCUACUAUGUUUUCAACACUUAUAUACCGACUUGUAUGAUUGUUAUAAUGUCUUGGGUCUCGUUUUGGAUCAAGCCGGAAGCUGCGCCAGCGCGUGUUACAUUAGGCGUCACCUCGCUGUUGACCUUGUCCACGCAACAUGCGAAGUCGCAAUCAUCUCUGCCGCCGGUUUCCUACUUAAAGGCGGUCGAUGCAUUCAUGUCCGUUUGUACGGUAUUUGUUUUUAUGGCGCUAAUGGAAUAUUGCCUAAUAAAUAUUGUGUUGAGUGAUACGCCCAUACCGAAACCAAUGGCUUAUCCGCCGAAACCAGUACCGGAAGGUGCGAAAAAAGAACCAGAAAAACCGCCAGCCACAGCACCCACACCGGCACCAGCGAUCACACCCGCCAAAGUGGUGCCGGACGAAAAGAUAGAGAAAAUUGAGAAAAUAUUCGACGAAAUGACCAAAAAUAAGCGGGUUGUGCACACACGUCGUGUUGUUCGGCCGCCACUCGACGCCGAUGGUCCUUGGAUACCGCGUCAAGAAUCGCGCAUAAUACUCACCCCAACUAUUGCGCCACUUCCACCGCCGCCACCGCCAGAGCCUGAGCCGCCUAAACCAAAGCUUACGCCACAGCAAGAGCGUCUGAAGCGUGCCAUUUAUAUUGAUCGCACAUCGAGGGUGCUCUUCCCGGCGCUAUUCGCCGGUCUCAACGCCAUUUAUUGGAUCAUAUUUUAUGAAUAUCUCUAAGCACAAACCAACUUACUUAUGGUACAUACCAAAUGUACAGCUGCUGUGGCUCAUCUACAUACAUACAUAUGUACAUACAAAUGCAUUCUCCUCUGCAAUUGAGAGGUGAAUGAUGAGUAUGAUUUGUGGUUUUAACUCAACUCGUUAGAUUAAGUGACAUACAGUAGUAUUUAAAUAUAUGUACGAGUAACUGUAAACAAAGAAUAUGAAAAAUAUGUAGAUAAUGUUGUAGUGUUAAUGAACGGAAGUAGAAAAUUUUAUUCAAAUCAAUUUGCCAAAGCAAAUUAAUCAAAUCUAGUGUGUGUAUACAUACUUAUAUAGUAAAUAUGUAUGUAUGUUAACUAGCGGUAAUAUGUAUAAAUACUUCUAUAAGCUGGAAAUAAGUUAAUGAGCAGCGCGCUCUUUGUGAAAUUCUUAUGUUCAUAAAUAAUAAAGCCUUAAAUCAUUUUCAAAUUUUUAUUUCUUACAAACACGCUACAUUGAUUGGUAAACAGUUAAAAAUCCUAACGGUGUAUAUUUAUUAUAAGAUCAAAGUUAUCAUAAUUAUUGUAUGAAUUCAUUUAUCACUAAUUUUUAAUGUAAUAAUUUAUUUAGAAUGCAUUUUAUAAGCUAAUAGAAAUUGUUAUUGCGAAAACUGUAUUAAAUUGUAACGAAUUUUAAAAGUAUAUAUUAAUUGUGAUAAUAAUUAAUGAAUAUGUGUACAUUUCUGACUAGUGCCAAAUAAAAAACGAACGCUUAAAGACAAA
Messenger RNA from Bactrocera tryoni, 2591 nucleotides. It is a transcript of the gene ort, whose product is annotated as glycine receptor subunit alpha-4. Lineage: Eukaryota; Metazoa; Arthropoda; Insecta; Diptera; Tephritidae. The record is from RefSeq and is a predicted model, not a curated record. Gene Ontology annotation, molecular function: neurotransmitter receptor activity; extracellular ligand-gated monoatomic ion channel activity; transmembrane signaling receptor activity. The transcript is spliced from 6 exons. Gene Ontology annotation, biological process: chemical synaptic transmission; signal transduction; regulation of membrane potential. The coding region runs from base 409 to 1845 and encodes 478 amino acids. Gene Ontology annotation, cellular component: membrane; neuron projection; synapse.